GCUCGCCGCGUGUUGUUAACCAAUGGCGAACCCAAGACAGGCAAACAGACAGACGGAUCCCAGAAAAUUAAAUUGAAAAAAGAAAAGAAAAUGGAAACGUUGCUCUUGCUCUCUGGUUCGGAGAACAAAGCGAGGGUUUUGUGAAGAGGGAGAAGGAAAUCCAAGCUCUGGAGUCUUGAGAGAGAUAGCAUUAGGAGACAUAGAGAGAAAGUCCCACAAAGAGAGAUAGAGAGAGGGACAUAGCGAGGGAGUUUAGCUUCUCUUUAUGAAGACUGAGUCGGAGCUAGGGUUUCCAACGCAUUGACGAAGGUCAUUUGGCAAACAUUGUCCUGAAAUUGUGCAGCACUUUCAAUGGGAGAAAAAGCAUCAGCAUGUCAAGGACUUCUUUGAUGCUUGGAAACUUGGUAUUUGAAGUAGGAUGACACUGGAGGACUUCUUUACUUUGACUGAGAUGAAAGAUGGGCUCACAGCCCCAUCUCGAGUUGCAGAACUCCUCAAUGUAAUGCAGAAGGAGAAAGAUUCGGUUGUGAAGAAUGUUGGUGAUGCAACCAGGCAGUGGGCUGCUGUUGCCAGCACUAUUGCUGCCACAGAGAAUAAAGAUUGUCUUGAUCUUUUUAUUCAGUUAGAUGGACUUGGGUUUAUUGAUAGAUGGUUGAAAGAUGCUGAAAAAUUCGAUAAUGAUACAAGUGAGAGUUUCAUGGAAGAGUCAAUAACUGCACUGUUACGAGCAAUUGAAAAGCUGCAAAUAGACAAUGAGAGAUCAAUAUCUUCAGGGAUUUGGAUAAGUGUCAAGAAUCUUCUUGGCCACAAUAGCUCUAAGGUUCAGGAUAGAGCAAGACUGUUAUUUGAUAGCUGGAAGCACAGUGAGAAUUCUGAUUCAAUUUGCCAGGAUGUUGAUGAUGAAAGUAGAAGGCUUGCUGAAGAGGAUGGUGUGCGAUCUGUUUUAGAAAAUCCUCUUGCUAGAGGAAGUCCUAAUGAAGAACAUCAUGUGUUAGAACAUGCCAGAGAUGAAACCUCACCUUUGAGAAAAUCAGAUGAUCUUCAGCCAGAAAAGACUGAACAUGUACAGAUUCCAGACCAUACUAAUCAGCCUGGAUCCCACAUAACAUCGGAUGACGACGCUAAAGAUGGGACUCCUGACUCUUUACCGUCUUCGUCUAAUGAUUUGCUAGAAAACCCUUCUAAAAAGGAAGAAUCCCCCACAGGUGUUGCAGAAGGAACUACUUCUCCCAGUACUCGUGAUGUUCCAGUUACAAAGCAGUGCACUGAGGAGGUACUUUCUGAUGUUCUCAAGUUGUAUGAGUCAUCAGAGAACGAAAAGCAGGUCAUUAAAGUUGAUGAUUCUUCAGAGAACUUGGGCAUGACCAAGGUCUCUUCUACCUCGGGUGCAUUGGAAUCUCGAGCUGCUUGUACUGGUGAUGAUGCUGCAAGUAUGCAGAAGAGUGUGAGGGAACCGGCUUUGCAUGACAUUGUUGCUGCCAAUGAGAGGGAUGCCUGUUGGAAAACCACUGCCCUUGGUGAUGUGAGGACACCCACUUCUGAUUUUAAGAGUGGGUUAGAUGAUAUGAGACUUAUAAACCAUAGCAGUGAAAAUGUGUUCAAGACUACUGGUCAAGAUGGUGAGUGUUAUUCCAAUGCUUAUCUGGACUUAUCUACCAAUGGGAGUAUAUCAGGAAAACGAGAGGAUUUAGACCCUACUUUUUCGAGGAUGGAAGAUGCUGUCGAAGCUGAUGAAGAUAAGGAGCAUACUAGUGAUGAAGGUGAUGAUUUGAUGAAUGCUUCUGAUUUUCCUCAACCAGCAAUGGAUACUGAAGUUCCCGAUGUGAUUGACAGGAGAAGGUCCAAUAUUGAACUGGAGUAUGGCAUAGUUGAUGCUCUAGAAGUUGCUCGGCAGGUUGCUCAAGAAGUAGAGAGGGAAGUGGUGGAUUAUAGAGAACCUUCCUGCAGUUCGUCUUCAGAGAAAACCUCAGAAGGUGGAAUCAGACAGCCAUAUAGCCCCAAUUUUAUAAAUGGAAAGCAGGACCUCCCUACAGGGGUCGCACAAGAUGUACCAACUGGGCAAAGUCAUUCUGCCGAGACAAAUCCUGAUGGGGAUGGAGGCUCAAUUAAUUCAGCUAAUCUGGUGAAUGGACCAGAAAACUCCACACUUGAUAUGGAGUCCUCUCAGGUGACUGAAGCAGCUCAAGAACCAGAGGCUAACACAGAGAAAGGCCUAUGUGAUUUUGAUCUGAAUCAAGAAGUCUCCUCCGAUGAAACGGAUUGUGCAGUGAACCCCUCUACACCCAUUUCUUUUGUUGCUGCUUCAAGGCCAGCAGCAGCUCCUGGAUUGCCUGUAGCCCCUUUGCAGUUUGAGGGGAGUCUUGGAUGGAAAGGAUGUGCUGCUACUAGUGCUUUCCGUCCAGCAUUUGCUCGCAGAGUUCCCGAUAUUGGUAAGAGUCUUUCUAUUGAAGGAACCAAUGAUGUUUCAAAGCAGAGGCAUGAUUGCCUUGACUUUGAUCUGAAUGUUGCUGAAGGUGGAGAUGAGUUGGGAAAACAAAUUCCCAUGUCAUCAGGCCUUCCCUCUGGGGAAUCUUCAGUUGAAGUGAGCCAGAUGAGAUCAGGGAGGCUGAAGCUGGAUUUAAACUGUAUUGGUGAUGAUGGCGAUGCUCCAAUGCUGAAUUCAAUUAUGGGAGAACAGCUCUCUAACAACUGGAAUAACCAUCGGAGCCCAUCUCCUGCAUCAUCAUCUUCGUCAAAGCAGCCUUUUUUGAGAAAUAUUGAUUUGAAUGACAGACCUUUUCACAGUGAUGCUUUGGAUCACGGGCCCAGUAAGUUGUCUCAACAUAUAAAUGCAUAUGGAGGGCCUAAACCAGAUGCUCCUGUUAUUUCUAUCAUGGGCACCAGAGUGGAAGUAAAUAGGAAAGAGUUUCUCUCUCAAACUCCAUCGUUGUCAAAUGGCAAGUCUACAGAGCCUACAAUGGAUACUAGCAUGAUGAGAGCAGGGGGUGUUUUGGGGAUAGGCCCCACAAUAUCUUAUGCCCAUUCUCCGGUUUUUGGGUACAACGGACUGGCAUCAGGGCCCGCCAUGUCUUUCUCCUCAGCCAUGUAUGGAUCAUCUGGCCCGAUUCCAUAUAUGGUGGAUGCUAGAGGAGCCCCCGUUGUCCCUCAAAUUGUGGGGUCUGCAUCAGCUGUUCCGCCUGCCUACCCGUUCAUCAUGAGCAUGAGUGGUGUACAGCCAGGGAUAAAUAAUGUCGGGCAGUCUCGCCCAAAUUUUGAUCUGAAUUCUGGGUUUACGACUGAGGGAGGGAAUAGAGAGACAACGGGUUUGAGGCAGCUUUUUCUUCCUGGGCAAGGUAGGUCUUUGGAGGAGCACCUGAGGACCAACUUACAACCCUCUUCAAGCUCUGGCAUCAGUCCGAAAAGAAAGGAACCAGAUAGCGGAUGGGAACCCUAUCCGUUUAACUAUAAAUAUCAACAACCACCGUGGAAAUAGAGGCGGUUUAUCUUAAGCUACUUCCUUUCUUUGGAUCAGUUCAUCAACCCAACCAAGCAAAUGAUGCGGAAUAUUUGGUGAGGCCAUUGGCUUUAGUAGGAGGGGAAUUAGAACUGAAUAAGGCCAGGGGAAUUGUGAAUGUUAUAUGAUUCUUACCAUUAAUUGCUGAAGAAGGGAAAGCAAAUUAGGUUUAUUAUUUAACUUUGAUUUACUUAUCUCCUUUUAUGUUUCAUAGAUGGCCAUCGCAGUCAUAGGAGGCUUUGUUCAUUUAGCUGUAAUUUCCCUUUCUUUAUAUCACAGAAAUUUAUAGGAA
Molecule: messenger RNA, 3785 nt
Organism: Juglans regia (Persian walnut)
Lineage: Eukaryota; Viridiplantae; Streptophyta; Magnoliopsida; Fagales; Juglandaceae
Exons: 2
Coding region: 419-3472 (1017 amino acids)
Source: RefSeq, a predicted model, not a curated record